Fonsecaea multimorphosa CBS 102226 is the source of this 1437-nucleotide messenger RNA. RefSeq lists its product as uncharacterized. Bases 1 to 1437 code for a protein of 478 amino acids. Lineage: Eukaryota; Fungi; Ascomycota; Eurotiomycetes; Chaetothyriales; Herpotrichiellaceae. The transcript is spliced from 4 exons. The record is from RefSeq and is a predicted model, not a curated record.
AUGGCUGCUCCUGGAAAAGGUGCAGAUAUCCCGUUCAUUUUCACCGACGGCAAUGGCAGGGCGGAACCAGCCAAGCGCAAACUCAUCAGGAAAUACGUUAUGCUUGGGAAGAACCGGGGCAAAACUCGAAACCUCAAGCCUGUCAAGACGGCGGCCCCAUCUCAGUCCGAGGACCCCAAUGACGUUCAAGAUAAAGCUUCAGGCCUAUUGAUCAAAAUGCGCUACUCCAUGAUCCCCAGGAAAGUAGGUUCAGAGCUCUCCUUUACACAGUUUGCCGCUGUUGUGGAACCACCGUUCCUGCACGACCUUUUGAAAUUCUCUUUCAUAGCAAAGAGAGUCAUGUACCCCCUGGAGAGAUAUAUCGUAUUUCACAGAAAGACCAAAGUUGAUACCUCGUGGUUCGAGCUCUUGACCUCCGAUGCUGCCUACGUGCACGCAGCGGUUUUUGCAUCCCAGGCCUACAUUCUCCAUACCUCUACCGGGGCACCACCCAUGGCGGCUAGACGAGCAAUAACCCACCAUUCUGCAGCUCUGCGCUUACUCCGCGAGAGACUGUCGGUUUCAACUUGUAAAGACGGAGUUUCCGACGCUACAGUGCUUGUUGUAUUGUAUCUGGCCUUGCACGCCCAUUUCAUGAUCGAUUACAAAACAGCGAUGCAGCAUAUGGAGGGACUUCGCAAGAUUGUCGACAUCAGAGGCGGUUUAACUGCUUUUAGCUACAACACGAAGCUGGUGAUCGAGCUACUGAAAUGUGACUUGGGAAUCGCAUUGCACAAUGGCACUAUGCCAACAUUUUCCAAUGAUCCGUCUUUGGAGCCGCUGAUGCCCUAUGACCUGGCAAUGCUGGCAACGGAAGAUCCAGGCCAUUCGGAAGCUGAGCUGCGUUGGAAGCCAGUCCAUUUGGGCAUCAACGCAGACUUGGUCCAAGCAUGGACAUUUUUGAAGAGAUUCUGUACGACGAUAAACUCUGCCGCCGACGACAAACGCCAGUUGCCCAAAGAGACCCUGCUGAAGGCAAUGACAUCAAUAAUGUAUCGACUUGUCCCGAUGGAAUUCGAUUCCACCUCUCUCGACGAAGCCAUCCGGCUAGGCCUCCUGGUCUUCUCGUCUCAUAUCUUCCUUAACUGGCAGGAUGUAAGACCGCGCAACACGUCUCUGCCCAGCAUCUAUCGCAGAAGUCUCCUAAGUACAAAGCUACCGAAUGUAUUAUCCUCACAGCUUCUUCUGUGGCUACUCAUGGUUGGCUCCUUCUCCAUCUUCACCCCAGCGGAUGACGCCUGGUUGAUGCCGUGGGUGAGAAGCAAUAUCCAGUUAUGUAAAGCACAGAGCUGGAGUGAUCUACGCAGGCAGCUGAUCGUGUUUCCCUGGGUUGAUGUCUUGCACGAUGAAGCAGGGCAUGCAGUUUUUGACACCGCAAUGUCGUCGCCGUGGUCCUGA